Molecule: messenger RNA, 1853 nt
Organism: Mobula hypostoma (lesser devil ray)
Lineage: Eukaryota; Metazoa; Chordata; Chondrichthyes; Myliobatiformes; Myliobatidae
Gene: lrpap1
Product: low density lipoprotein receptor-related protein associated protein 1
Exons: 8
Coding region: 61-1113 (350 amino acids)
Biological process (GO): negative regulation of receptor internalization; negative regulation of very-low-density lipoprotein particle clearance
Cellular component (GO): endoplasmic reticulum-Golgi intermediate compartment; cis-Golgi network; endosome
Molecular function (GO): low-density lipoprotein particle receptor binding; very-low-density lipoprotein particle receptor binding; heparin binding
Source: RefSeq, a predicted model, not a curated record
CGCAUGCGUAUUGUUUUGGGGUGCCGGUUGCCGUGGUGACGGAAGGGGAGAUUGGGAGCGAUGGCGGUGACUUUUCUGCGGUGGAUGCUGCUGGCGGGUGGAUUAAUGGUGGUCCGGCCGCAGGCGGCCGAGAAGUACUCUCGGUACAAGAACGAGGAGGCAGCCACGGCGGGGAAGACGGGGAACGAAUUUAGAAUUGCCAAACUCAACCAGGUUUGGGACAAGGCGCAGCGGCUCCAGUUAUCUCCAGUAAAACUGGCUGAGCUUCACAGUGACUUGAAGAUCCAGGAGAAAGAUGAACUGCACUGGAAGAAGUUAAAGGUCGAUGGUCUUGAUGAAGAUGGUGAGAAGGAAGCAAGGCUGCGUCAAAACCUUAAUGUCAUCCUCACAAAGUACAAACUUGAUGGGCGAAAGGAUCCCAAGCCUUCAGAAUCAAAUUACAUCAGAGAAUCAGAUUCUAAAAAUGAUGUAUUUGAUGAUCCAAAACUAGAGAAGUUAUGGAAUAAGGCAACAACAUCUGGGAAGUUUAAUGAUGAAGAAGUUGAAAAACUGCGGCGUGAAUUUCUCCAUCACCAGGACAAGAUUGAGGAGUAUCACAUCCUGAGAGAGACUGUCAGCAGGAGUGAAGAUAUACGUGAGAAUGUGAUCAGCCCUUUGGAAUCCCAUAUCAAGGAAGAUUUACUACACACCAAGCAUGCAGAGUUAAAAAAUAAGCACCGUAAUGUCCAAGAAAGUUUCGAGCGUCUACGCAAACUCAUCCACCAAGGGUACGAUGGGGAUAGCGAGUUUUCUGAGCCAAGAGUACUUGAGCUAUGGGAUAUGGCAAAGCGGUCAAAUUUCUCAGAUGAUGAGCUGGGUUCCAUUAAGGAGGAGCUGAAACAUUUUGAGACAAAGAUUGAGAAGCACCAACAUUAUCAGGAGCAGCUGGAUUUAUCCCACCAAAAGCUUAAACAUGUGGAGUCUAUUGGGGACAAGGAACAUUUGUCUAGAAACAAAGAAAAGUAUAAAAUGCUGACAGAAAAGACUAAAGAACUCGGAUAUAAGGUAAAAAAGCAUAUGCAGGAUCUUCUGGCUAGACUCUCAAAGGGAGGUCUGAACCACAAUGAGUUAUGACUCUUCUGUCACCCAACAACCUGUCGUAUAAUCAGGUACAGUUGGAACACUGGAACUGAGAUAGGUACCAAGUAUUCUUUAAUCAUUGAUUCUGUCAACACUCAAAUACUUCUAUGAUAAUUCUCCCCUUUUUUUUCUACAUGUAAUUGGAGCUACUGAAAUGGAACCAGUAGUACAGUGGAUUGUCAAUGAUGAACUACAAAUUGCUGAUAAAAAUGCUGUACAAAAACUGUAUAAUCAAAUGUGCCAUCAAAAUCAUUGUAAAUUUAAACUUUAUAUUGAUUUUUGUAGAUUGCUGACUUUUCUGGUUUCAGUCAGUAAUUGGGUCUGAGUUAAUGAAUGCUCAACUCCACUUUGUCUCAGUAAUUGAACUGGUGAACUGAAGCACAAGUUAUUCAGGUGUUGCACCUUCUAGAUUGCAACUUGUCCAUGACAGGGAAUUGUUUCCCAAAGGGGGCACAGUGAUGAUGGUGAUGGUGAUGAUCUUUUCUCUUAACAACCUUCUCUGAACUAUGAGCUUUCACUGAAACUCGGACCAAGGCCAUUCUUUCACAUAGUUCCCAAGGAAUUUAUCUCCUGUCCUCAUGCCACUCUUUCUAAAUUGGUAUAAGUGAGGGACCCUUGGUCAUUCAUGAUCCUGGUAACCUAUGGUUCAAUCUCCACCUAAUAUCAAGUAGAUCAUCCUAAUCUCUUUUGAAUGUGCGGAUGUGUACCCAAGCAUUAUAUAUCUUCCUUCAUUC